Messenger RNA from Drepanopeziza brunnea f. sp. 'multigermtubi' MB_m1, 510 nucleotides. RefSeq lists its product as uncharacterized. Lineage: Eukaryota; Fungi; Ascomycota; Leotiomycetes; Helotiales; Drepanopezizaceae. Gene Ontology annotation, molecular function: zinc ion binding; protein binding. The record is from RefSeq and is a predicted model, not a curated record.
AUGCCUUCAUCCGUCUCCAGCUCACGCUCUGCAUCCCCAGAACCAGACUCGACAAUGCAGAUCUUCAUCAAGACCAUCGCCGGCGACACAUUCCCUCUCACUGUGCCCCCGACAAUCUCAAUCCACACCCUCACCACCCUCCUCUCUCUCCGCACCUCCCUGCCUGAAUCAGACCUCCGUCUCGUCUACGCCGGCAAGCACAUUUCGCCGUCAUCCUCAUGCAGUACGCUCCUCUCACACAACAUCCCCCGCGACUCGACCCUCCACCUCGCGACGCCGCUCCGGGGUGGUAUGCCUCCGAAGAAGAUCCGCUGCACAUACAAGGACUGUCGGGAAGGCGCACAGCGCAUCAUCGGCGACUGCGGAUUCUGCAAGGGGCACUACUGUGGGAGCCAUCGGCUGCUGGAAGACCACAAGUGCGAUGGGCUGGAGGACUGCAAGAAGGAAUCCCACGACCGUAACGCAGCGCAGCUCAACGCUGAGCGCACGCGGGUCAUCAAAGGCAUCUAG